UCCGAUGCAAAGCUAAAAAUCUGUUAUUAAAAGAUUUUUUUUUUUACAUGGUUUCUGCUAUUCUCUGUUUGUCUUUCACUGGAGACACUCUUACCCAGUCGUAUCCAUUAUUUCAUGCCAUCCACGUCCUCUCUCUCUCUCUCUCUCUCUCUAAAUCCUGCGUUUUCUUAAUUGAAUAUGCAUCAAUAACUGAUUGUCUGAGCUGUAUUCCCCUGUUUUUACUGUUAAUUUUCUUUUUGGGCUUAAAUAAAAAGUCAACCACCGAACCGCAUGUAAUAACCAUGUUUAAUGUUGACCCCCAGUUUGAGCCUUCAACAAACAACAAAGCCAGGCGCUACCCAUUCUCUCUCCAAAAAAAAGUUCCAUUGAAUUUAAUUUACAUUUUGGAAGAGAUUUUAUGAUUUUGGGUUCAUUUCAGCCUGUUUGUUCGAAGUCUCAACUAGGAUCUGUUUGUUAAAAUAGAGAGAUUUCAACUUUCACUGAGCAGCAUAAAGUUAUUUUUUUUUUCUUUUUCAGAAAAAAUUGGGAUACUCGGAAAAAUGUUGUCCAAGGAGAACUCAUGCAGUCAUUGUCUCCUUCGCUUCACAGUAUUGUUGCAAGCCUGCUAUAUUCUUCUGUAUACUCUUGGUUUUAGUUUAUGUAUGUGACCAAACAAAAAUACAAGCAUGGAGUUGAAGAAAGUGAGGUUUUAUAAUGAUGAAAAUCAAAGUUUCCGACCUUCCUGGGAGAAAAAUGACACCCAGAAAAACGUGGAAAGGCCCUUGUCACUGUACAAGGCAACGGCGCCUCUGAUUAAACUAGAAGGGAGUGGUACUGGUGAUAGAAACCAGAGUACUAGUACAACUUCCACGUUUGGGAGGUUAAAGGUUUUCCCAGAGAAUCAUAAGCUAUGGCAGAAACGAAUUCUCGAUCCUGGAAGUGAUAUUAUCCUUCAAUGGAACAGGGUUUUCUUAUUCUUUUGCUUGGUGGCCCUCUUUGUUGAUCCACUUUUUUUCUACGUUCCAGUGGUGGUGGUGAACAAUGAUAAUUCGUCGUGUAUGGCAACUGAUUUGAAUCUGGGAAUUGUGAUAACGUGUUUUCGGACUGUUGCAGACAUAUUUUAUAUGUUGCAUAUGGUUAUAAAGUUCCGGACGGCUUUUGUAUCGCCGAGUUCAAGAGUUUUUGGGAGGGGUGAACUUGUCAUGGAUCCAAAGAUGAUUGCAAGGUGGUAUUUAAGAUCAGAAUUCCUCAUAGAUCUCAUGGCUGCACUGCCUCUUCCUCAGAUCGUGAUAUGGUUUAUUCUACCAGCACUUAAAAGUUCCCAAGCUGAUCAUACUGACAAUGCCCUUGUACUGAUUGUUCUGCUUCAAUAUAUUCCCAGACUAUAUCUCAUUUUCCCGUUAAGUUGUCAAAUUAUUAAAGCCACCGGUGUAGUCACACAAACUGCUUGGGCCGGGGCUGCAUAUAAUCUCGUCCUAUACAUGUUAGCCAGUCAUGUCAUAGGGGCAUCAUGGUAUUUGUUGUCCAUUGAACGACAAGCAACAUGCUGGAAAUCAGAAUGCAAAAAGGAAGAUAGCCCUGUCGGAUGUGACCUUAGUUACUUGGCUUGUACAAGUUGGAACACAACCGAGUUCAGGAAAUGGGCAAACACUACUGCUGUGUUUAGUGGCUGCAAUCCAAACAACAGCAGUAGCGAUUUCAAUUUUGGCAUAUUUGAAAAAGCUGUGACAAAUAAUGUCAUCUCCUCAAAGUUUAUUGAGAAGUAUCUUUAUUGCCUAUGGUUUGGCUUACAGAACUUGAGUUCCUAUGGCCAGAAUUUAAGCACAAGCACAUUUAUUGGGGAAACAUCAUUUGCCAUCCUCAUUGCAAUAUUGGGUCUGGUUUUGUUUGCGCAUUUGAUUGGAAACAUGCAGACCUAUCUGCAAUCCAUCACCGUGAGAUUGGAGGAAUGGAGGCUCAAGCGACGAGACACUGAGGAGUGGAUGAGACAUCGUCAACUUCCUCGAGGCCUUAAAGAACGCGUCCGACAAUUUAUUCAGUACAAGUGGCUUGCAACUCGAGGGGUGGAUGAGGAGUCGAUCUUAAGUGCCUUGCCUACAGAUCUACGUCGAGAUAUCCAACGCCACCUAUGCUUGGACCUUCUUCUACGUGUACCUUUUUUCUCACAGAUGGACAAUCAGCUACUUGAUGCCAUCUGUGAACGCUUGGUGUCGUCCUUAAGCACUCAGGGAACCUACAUUGUUCGUGAAGGCGACCCUGUGACAGAAAUGCUUUUUAUCAUCCGAGGGAGGCUUGAGAGCUCAACGACAAAUGGAGGCCGGACAGGUUUCUUCAAUUCAAUUACCUUGAGCCUGGGAGACUUUUGUGGGGAAGAGUUGCUUGCUUGGGCAUUGCUUCCAAAAUCUACUCUCAACUUGCCUUCUUCUACAAGAACAGUUAGAUCCCUUGGUGAAGUGGAAGCCUUUGCACUGCGAGCAGAAGAUCUCAAAUUUGUUGCCAAUCAGUUUAGACGUCUCCAUAGUAAGAAGCUACAGCACACUUUCCGCUUUUACUCUUAUCACUGGAGGACAUGGGCUGCCUGCUUCAUUCAAGUUGCUUGGCGUCGAUACAAGAAGAGGUUGCUGGUAAAGAACCUUAGCAUGAUAAAGUCAUUCUCAUGUAGUGUUGACGAGCAUGUAGCCAGUGAAAACGAACAAGAUGAGGAAGAGCAUUCAACUGCACCUUCAUAUAAUUCACAGGCAAAACAGAACCUAGGUGUCACGAUACUAGCUUCCAGGUUUGCUGCAAACACGCGAAGAGGAGCUCAGAAAAUCAAGGAUGUUCAAAUGCCUAAAUUGCAAAAGCCUGAAGAACCAGACUUCUCGAUGGAGCCAGAAGAUGAUUAAGUUCAACUGCCUGAAGAACCAGACUUCUCGAUGGAGCCAGAAGGUGAUUUAAGUUCAACGCAGCUAAAGUAAAUUAUAUGACAGACAAUUAAGUAUCAUAGGUGGGGAUGGAAAAGAUGGCGAGGCUUCAAAAACAUCAUUGGAAGGACUGUAAAAUCCAUUCUUCUUACGUUAUCAUUUGUUGUAACAGCAGGUACGGUUGCAUACAUCCUUGUAGGGUAAAUUGGUCAUUGCCCUUCAAAAGCUGUUUCUUAGUCUGUACCUAUAUUUAGCAUGUCUUGUUGAAAGUAGAAUGUUGCCGCAGUUCAAGCAAACUUUACAGCAAAAGGGCAUCAAUUUGUGGUGCAAAACUGAGUUGUUGGCUCACUAGUCACUACAGAUAUGAAAGCUCUGCAUUUCUAUA
Messenger RNA from Juglans microcarpa x Juglans regia, 3267 nucleotides. RefSeq names its product probable cyclic nucleotide-gated ion channel 14. Gene Ontology annotation, molecular function: voltage-gated potassium channel activity. The record is from RefSeq and is a predicted model, not a curated record. NCBI's taxonomy places the organism in Eukaryota, Viridiplantae, Streptophyta, Magnoliopsida, Fagales, Juglandaceae. Gene Ontology annotation, cellular component: membrane. Gene Ontology annotation, biological process: transmembrane transport; potassium ion transport. The transcript is spliced from 7 exons. The coding region runs from base 666 to 2864 and encodes 732 amino acids.